AUGGCAAUCGUACUCAGGGUCACGAAACUCCCAGCAGCAUCCUUGGCCUUCACUAAUCUGUCUUACGUCCAUCCUAAAGUCUAUGCGGAACUCGUCGCGCACAGCGAGGGGGGGCGGCAGCACAGUGUACAGACAGCCUGUCCUGUGCACUGUCAUGUGGGCUGCAUUAUCUUGGGGGUAAUGCCUGAGCCGAUGGUGCAGAAGGAAGAAAUUGGCCUCAGCAUUUGCCACAGAGAAAGCACGCGACUGCAAUUAGGGGACGCAGUUCAUCUACGCGUGCUGAUGCUUCCACAGCCAAAACCUGUCGUGGGUUUAAUGCAGUUGGAAGUUUCCACCUACGUCCGGCCAAUGGAACGCAUUUGUAUUAAAGAUGAAACUCUUGAACUCGAUAUUCGCGAAGCCUUCACCGGCCAGUAUUUCUCCGUGGGGCAGUCUGUUGCCCGCCGACAUGGAAAGGAGACCCUUAAGCUCACUGUGGUGCAAAUGGUCCCUGUGGAGACAGCGGGCGACAAACGCGCGGCGCCCGUCAGUCCGUUUGCGGAGCUGACGGCUCAGACGGAAUUGUUGUUUUCCAGCGAGUCCGAUUGUCGGGUGCACGUACAGUCGCGAAAGGUGUUGCCAUCUCCGUUGGUUUCUCCCGAUUUUUCCUUUCAAAAGUUGGGCAUAGGGGGUCUAGAUAAGCAGUUUUCGGAGAUUUUUCGACGUGCCUUUUCGAGCCGAGUGUUCCCUCCUCAUUUGGUCGAGGAGUUGGGGCUGAAGCACGUGAAGGGGCUGCUACUCUACGGGCCCCCUGGCACAGGAAAGACGCUGAUAGCACGGCAAAUCGGGAAGGCGCUCAAGGCGCGAGAGCCCAAGGUUGUUAACGGCCCUGAAAUUCUUAAUAAGUACGUGGGACAGUCGGAAGAGAAUGUGCGGGCGCUGUUUAAGGAGGCAGAGGAGGAAGAACGCAAGCGAGGGGCGGAGUCGGGCUUGCACAUAAUUAUAUUUGACGAACUCGACGCGAUCUGCAAGCAAAGAGGUUCGAACCCUGGCGGGGCAGGGGUGACGGAUUCCGUCGUGAAUCAGCUUUUGUCAAAGAUAGACGGCGUGAACGCCCUAAACAAUAUCUUGCUGAUUGGCAUGACCAACCGACUCGAUUUGAUUGACGAGGCGUUGCUGAGGCCGGGGCGCUUCGAAGUGCUCAUUGAAAUCGGCCUCCCUGACGAGAAGGGGCGGCUGCAGAUCCUCACAAUUCACACACAGGCGAUGCAGCAGGCUCAACGGCUGGACCCCUCUGUGGACUUGGUCUUGUUAGCAGAGAUUACGCGCAAUUUCUCUGGCGCAGAGCUAGAGGGCCUUGUGCGUUCUGCUGCAUCAUUUGCGUUUCAACGCUCCGUUGACAUGAAAGACCUUUCGAAGGCAGCAGACGCCUCAGCCAUCCGCAUCACCAUGCAGGACUUCGAAGCAGCUCUGGAGGAGGUGCGGCCUGCCUUCGGGUCUCACGAAGAGAGCCUCUCCCGGUGCAUACAAAACGGAAUCAUAUGCUUCAGUAACAACUGCAAACGCCUGCAGCAAACCUGCUUGACGCUGGGGGCGCAAGCUAGGGACAGCUCCCACACACAGGUGCUCUCGGUCCUGCUGCAGGGGGUCCCAGGAAGCGGCAAGACGGCCUUAGCCGCCUCGGUAGCCAAGCUUUUGUCUUUUCCCUUCACCAAACUUGUGUCAGCAGAAAGCUGGGUUGGUCUGCCCGAGAAUGCUAGAGUCAAUCUGCUGCAAAAGGCAUUUCAAGAUGCCUACAAAUCAAACCUCUCACUGGCGCUGUUGGUGUUGGCGAAGAAGCAGCCGCCGAGGGAUGGGGCCAAGCUUUUGGUCAUCGGCACAACCUCAGAGGCGGACUUUAUUCGAGAGGCAGGUAUUGCUAAGGCAUUCAACGUAUGUUUAGAUGUACCCCCUGUAAGGGGCUCAGAAGAGAUCGCCGCCGCCUUGAGAGAACUCAGCGCAGACCGUUAUCUCUUCCGCGAAGAUGAAAUCAUGCAGGUUUGUGAGUCGGGGGUCUUGGAGACGAUCCCAAUCAAACAGCUCAUCAUGGUCACGGAGAUGGCGGCAGAGAAGUGCAAACCAGAGCCAAUAAAAGCGGACACCUUCAUCAGCUGCUUGAGGGACUGCGGACUCGACAACUUCUCUCGGUUGUUUUGA
Messenger RNA from Eimeria maxima, 2175 nucleotides. Its product is annotated as N-ethylmaleimide-sensitive factor, putative. Gene Ontology annotation, biological process: SNARE complex disassembly; Golgi to plasma membrane protein transport; intra-Golgi vesicle-mediated transport. The coding region runs from base 1 to 2175 and encodes 724 amino acids. Gene Ontology annotation, cellular component: Golgi stack. The record is from RefSeq and is a predicted model, not a curated record. Lineage: Eukaryota; Apicomplexa; Conoidasida; Eucoccidiorida; Eimeriidae. The transcript has 10 exons. Gene Ontology annotation, molecular function: ATP hydrolysis activity; ATP binding.